Molecule: messenger RNA, 339 nt
Organism: Lachancea lanzarotensis
Lineage: Eukaryota; Fungi; Ascomycota; Saccharomycetes; Saccharomycetales; Saccharomycetaceae
Product: LALA0S13e01178g1_1
Exons: 1
Coding region: 1-339 (112 amino acids)
Source: RefSeq, a predicted model, not a curated record
AUGUCGUCCACUGAAGCACCUGUUGAAAACUCUAAGCUAGCUGAAUCCACCGCUGUCGCCCAAGACAAGGUCGCAGAGGUGGCGCAUCAGAAGGAGCAGGAAGCCACGGAGACCAAAGAGGCGGCCGUGAAAAGUGCUCAGGACCAGGCCGCCCACGCGGCAGCUGAACCCGAGAAGAAGGUUGAGCAGAAAGUGGAGGCAGCUAAGACCGACGCGGCAGCUCAGGCCGAGGCCGUCAAGGACAAGACCACUGCUGCUAAGCCCGAGGCAACCAAGAGCGAGGAGCAGCCAAGCACUUUCAAAAAGUUCAUGGCUAAGAUCAAGAAGCUUUUGAAGUAG